AUGGAACCGAGACGACAGUCGACCCGGCAGAAGCGACCCGCGUCCGCCCAAGUGCCUGCACAAGAGCCGCCAGCGCCCAAGAAGACCAAGGUGGCGCGCACCAAGGUCGCUCCUGUGGUCCCCACGAAGGCCAAGGUGACGAGCGGCAGAGCCGUUCUUGUGGUGCUGCCCGGAGCCUCGGGCACGUUCAGCAAGGCCAUGCACGACCUCGUGCUCUCGCAGCUAAGCGACGUCGUUGUGCACAACGCGAUGGACGAGCGUUUGCGCUGGAGUACUCGAAAGGCAGCUGCGCCAGCCAACUUUGAGCUCGUUCGUAGCUGCUGCCCCUCCGCCGCAGACCUCGCGACGUACGGCGCCAGCAAGUUCUACGUGUUUGCCCAUAGCUUUGGCAACCGCGUGCUCUGCGAAAUGCUUGGCGCUAACGCGUUACCAGAUGUUCACGGUGUCAUUCUCUCGGGCUUUCCGCUCUACGGUCCCAAGAACAACGGGAAGUAG
Messenger RNA from Saprolegnia parasitica CBS 223.65, 495 nucleotides. RefSeq lists its product as hypothetical. The coding region runs from base 1 to 495 and encodes 164 amino acids. NCBI's taxonomy places the organism in Eukaryota, Oomycota, Saprolegniomycetes, Saprolegniales, Saprolegniaceae. The record is from RefSeq and is a predicted model, not a curated record. The transcript has 2 exons.